Molecule: messenger RNA, 2628 nt
Organism: Cryptococcus wingfieldii CBS 7118
Lineage: Eukaryota; Fungi; Basidiomycota; Tremellomycetes; Tremellales; Cryptococcaceae
Product: mitofusin
Exons: 3
Coding region: 1-2628 (875 amino acids)
Biological process (GO): mitochondrial fusion
Cellular component (GO): mitochondrial outer membrane
Molecular function (GO): GTPase activity; GTP binding
Source: RefSeq, a predicted model, not a curated record
AUGCAGCCCUUCCACCCCCACACCCCCGCCCACAAACUCCCCUACGCCGCCCCCGCCACCCCCGACUCGCCCUUCCAAAAAGAGUCCCACUUCAGCUCCGACCCCGAUCUCAGCCAGAAGAGGCAGGCCGCAGACCAGAUCGUCACCGAGUAUGAGGAGAAGAGAGACAAAUUGGCCAAGGCCAUAGACUCGUCCGUCUACCUUCUUGCAGACCUCAAAAACUUUAAUGGCGAGCAAUGGACAGUGCGAUAUCCCCAUCUGAAAUCAGCAGAGUCCGUUCAGCCUGGGUCUCCCUCUCGACCCGGCAUGAGCCGACGUACCCUGACAUUCGCCGAUGAGCCCUCCCAUUCUACCGACGUUGUCCUCUCCUCCACACCCACGGCUAGGCAGUCCCUGAAGCGAUCGAUCUCUGUGGCGCCUGCCUCGUCAGAAAACUCGUCGACGGAAUCUGCCACUCUGGUCUCCGAGCCGGCCUCCAUCGAGGACAAUGAGGAUGACUUUUCCAUCCUCCGUCUCGACCUGAAUAUGGGCGCGACUCGACAUGCCAAGCGCCUCAUUUCGUCUCUCGAAAAGUCCUCUAUCUCUGCCCUGCUCGACAACCGUAUCUCAGCAUCACUCGACCAUCUUACCAGCCUUCAGAAGCGUAUUUACGAUUCUCAUUCCCGGGUACUGGUAACUGGUGAUCUGAAUGCGGGAAAGUCCACCUUGAUCAACACUUUGUUGAGACGAGCUGAGGUCAUGCCCACGGACGAGCAGCCUCUGACGACGCGCUUUGUCGAGGUUGUCAGCGCCAAGGAGAACGAGGACAAGGAGGAGAUCCAUAUCAUGGAUCAGGGCGAGUACGAUCCCAGCGACAAGUCCACAUACUCUGUCAUGGACAUUUCCAAGCUUGAGGAGCUUGUCACAGACCUCGACUCUGAUGCGUCUAGCCCCCCCGUCCGAGUCUUCCUGCGUGAGGCUGAGGAUGUUAAUAACCCCUCCAUCCUCCAUAAUGGCGUCGUCGACAUCUCCCUUGUCGAUGCUCCGGGAUUGAAUAGGGAUUCGAUCAAGACGACAGCCAACUUUGCUCGUCAGGAAGAGAUCGACGUCGUUGUCUUUGUUGUGUCUGCUGCCAACCACUUUACCUUGUCUGCCAAGGAGUUCAUCUGGCAGGCUGGCCAUGAAAAGGCCCAUCUGUUCAUCGUCGUCAACCGAUACGACCAGCUCAAAGACAAAGCUCGUUGCCGACGACUAGUCAUGGAGCAGAUCAAGCAGCUCAGUCCCAAAACCUACGAGGAUGCGGACUCUCUUGUCCACUUUGUCGAUUCUGCAAAGGCUGCGUUGGGCGUUGCUCCUGGCGAAGGCGAUGAGCUUGAUGAUGCCUUCUCUCAUCUCGAGCACUCUCUUCGCUCCUUCGUUCUCGUCAACCGCUCCAAGUCCAAGCUUGGCCCUGCCCAAAAUUACGUCACUCAUCUUCUUGCCGACGUCGAGCUUCUCGCGUCUGCCAACUCUGUCUUGGCGACCAAGGAGCGUGACAUUGCACGCAACGAGCUUGACCGCAUCAAGCCUGUUUUGGAGAAGAUGAAGAGGGGCCGCGAAGGUUUAGAGGAGGGUUUGGUCCAGGAGGAGGAGUCUGUGACUGAAGCAUCAUCGAGCAGGACCAAGAAGGCGAUGACCACCGCGCUUGAGCGUGUUUCCAAGGGCGAACUGGCUGCGCCUGGUCCUGGUCUUGAACUUCCGUCCUACCCCGGAUUGCUCGGUGUUUGGGACUAUGCUGCCGAGGUCAAGAGGGUUCUCUUGUCCUCGCUCGAUUUUGCGGUCAGCCUUGCCGAGAACGACUCUCGAAAGCUGACUGCCGAUGGGGUGGACAAGGUUAUCGCUCUCGGCGACGCUCACCUCCCCGAGGAUGUCGAGCGCUCUAACCGUAAAUUCAAUCCUCAGGCCAUGUUUACGGCUCGCCCUCGUGCCGCCCGCCGUCCGUCGGGUGUUUCUACCAUCGGUCUUGGCCUUGCCAAUCAAACUCAUCUCAAGGACGUCAAUGUCACCGACAUCUUUGACCUCCAGCACCACAUUUUCCUCGCUCGAUCCUCCCUCCCCUCUCACAAGUCUGGCUCUCUCGACCUCAUCCCGGUUUCUGCCGAAAGCUUUGGCGCUGCCUCCCUCGCCUUUGGCGCCUUCUCGAUGGUUAGCGGUAAGACUGUCGGUCUCCGUACUGUUAUCGAGGGCUUGGUCCAUUUCUCCGACUUUGUCUCUGAUCCCUCCACCCGUAGAUGGAUUGGUCCCGCCGUGGGUAUGGCCGCCGCUGGCGCCGUCGCCUACAUUGUCUACGACUUGCCCAACUCUAUCCCACGCAACGUCGGGCGCCACCUUCAGUACACCCUCCUUGCAUCUUCGGGUACAGCCACCGAUGAUGACGAGCUGCCUUUCGCCGAUGCCCAGUCCGCUAGGAUCAGCAGAGAAGUCAGGAAGGUCAUGCGCCUGGCUGCUUGGGAUCUCAGAGAAAGGUUCAGAGCGGCUGUGGACGCUAGAGGGGAGCUGGUCAAGGAGAGCGAGGAGCAGGAGAAGAAGGCGAACAAGGCGUUGAAGUGGUUUGAAGAUGUGGAGAAGAGGGUUGAUGUUAUCAGGGAAGAGGUUGGCAUUAAAGUGUAA